Molecule: messenger RNA, 264 nt
Organism: Plenodomus lingam JN3
Lineage: Eukaryota; Fungi; Ascomycota; Dothideomycetes; Pleosporales; Leptosphaeriaceae
Source: RefSeq, a predicted model, not a curated record
AUGGCCCAAGGCGCCGUCAAAAAAUCCAAACCCGUCGCAUCCAGAAAACCCUCCAAAUCCGGCCCCCGACCCGGUGCCCGUGUCAUCAAGCCGAAGAAAGCAUCACUCAUUGUGCAGAACAAAAUCAAGCACAAGAGCUCGUGCGGGCUGGUGGGCCAGACGGAGAAGUUGCUGGCGCAGAAGGCGGGGCAUUUGGAGAUGUUGAAGGGGGGGAAGGCGGAUCGGAAGGAUAAGCGGGAUGGAGGGAAGGGAGUGGGAAAGUGA